This is a messenger RNA of Colletotrichum abscissum, 549 nucleotides long. RefSeq lists its product as uncharacterized. Lineage: Eukaryota; Fungi; Ascomycota; Sordariomycetes; Glomerellales; Glomerellaceae. The record is from RefSeq and is a predicted model, not a curated record. Gene Ontology annotation, molecular function: carbon-sulfur lyase activity. Bases 1 to 549 code for a protein of 182 amino acids. The transcript has 2 exons.
AUGUUGGGGGUCAGACCUGUCGCCUUUUACGGUUGGAAGCCGAAAGCUCAGGAGCGGUUCGUAAAGUUGGGCCCGAAGGCUCGAUACAAGCAAGGCUGGGAUCGUCGUAGUUCAUCGGACAAUUGCUCCGUCCACAUCCGUCAACACCCGACAUACCACGUUCUCCGUGGGACUUGCACACCGUCGAUAGACCCCGAACCCAGGCCGCCUGCCGCCUGCCGCUGCUUCGACUGCCGCCAAGUAUCCGGCAGUGCCUUCGGUGUAAGUGUCUUGGUCCCAGCCGCAGCCUUCGCGUGUGACAAGGUCACGCCGACGAACUACGUCAGCACGCUUGACAGCGGCAACGAGGUCGUCAACCACUUUUGCGGGACCUGCGGCGUAACGCUCUGGGCUGACGGGACGUCUUCCCCGUUCAAAUUCGUCAAGGCCGGUGUUUUGGAUGAUCUUGCCGCACUGGACAUGUCGAAGUCCGCUGCCAAAAUAUAUACCUGUCGACGUGCCUGGUGGUGUUCGGCUUUGAAGGUAGCGCAGCAGAAGGAGAAGAUGUAG